Molecule: messenger RNA, 354 nt
Organism: Arabis nemorensis
Lineage: Eukaryota; Viridiplantae; Streptophyta; Magnoliopsida; Brassicales; Brassicaceae
Source: the annotation of a GenBank genome assembly
AUGCCUCUCCUCCUCUUCCUUAAGCCGGUGUCCUCUUUCCUCGCUCAAGGACGGUGGAGAUGCUCGUAUGUCUGGGUUUCAAGUCGCCUUCGUCGUCGGCUCGAUGCUCCGCCGUGGUGCUCUGUAGCAGAUUGUUUUCAAGUCGCCUUCGUCGUCGCCUUCUUGGUCUCUCUCUUUGGGCAUUGGAAUUUUGAGAACGAUUCCUUCAUCGAUUUGAGAUCCCCUUUUCAAGCUUCCUCCGAUUUGCUCGAGUUUGCUGCUGCUUUGUACUGUUUCGAUACUAUCUCCAAUCUGGUUCCGGUCAUGGCUGCUUGUGUCUCUUCUUCUUUGACUGGAUUUAGCUCUGGUCAGUAA